GGGGCGCUAAUGUGUCGAAACCUAGCUGGAGAGUUGAUGGCAGAUGAAAGUAAAGGGAGGGAAAACGCUGUCGUCCUGACCAGACUCCAGAGCACAGCUCCAGAGGCAGUGUAGGGUCCAGGAGGAGAAGACACCUUUUGAAACUUCCUGUCCUGUUUUACAAAAUGACUAUCAUCAUUCGUUUGCAAGGCCUUGAUGUGAAGGCAGGCACUGAAGACAUCAGGACGUUCUUUAAACGCCUUAACAUUCCUGAAGGUGGAGUCUACAUACUGGGAGGAUGUCUAAGAGAGGCGUUCAUUGCAUUCAGCACAGAAAAGGAUGCCCAGCUUGCCAUGCGGCUCACAGGACAUAUCUUAAAAGGGUCUAAUGUGACUCUUCAUAUAAGCAACAUGGCAGAGUUGGAGCACAAACUUAAGUCAUUGUUAAAUAAGAAGACCCCCUCCCCCAACCUAGUGAAGAUACCAAGACCUUCUAGGGAUGCAAAUCUACACAUGAAUGAAAGGAAUCUAAGCCCUCAAACUGCAGAUCUACCACCCUCUACCAUGCUACAUGAUAUCACAACUGCAAAUCUGCAACAGCUUCUCUGUGCUGACACUACAAAUCAACAAGAUCCAAGUGCGCCCACACUUGAUUCAAGUACUGCCUUUCUUCUUGGAAUUUGUACUGUCCUUCAAGGCCUCCAGUCAUCCGAUCAGAGUAAAGAUGACGUAAUUAAUUACACAGAGGCUGGCAACAGAGAUGUGUCUUAUGAGAUGAAGACUGAAGAGCAAAAUGUAGAGUCAAUCCCAGGCUAUGUCAGACUCUUUGGUCUGCCAUCCUCUACCACGAAAGAUGACAUCUGCCAGUUUUUCAGAGGGUUGGCUGUACAGGAAGCCAUAGUGAAUGUGAAGUUGGGACUUAACCAUGGCUGCCUUGUUAAGUUUGCAAACGUACAGGAUGCAAGUGAUGCACUUCUCUUCAAUCAACAUCAGCUGGGCAACAUCUCUGUUGAGGUACGUGGAGCAACAGAGAAGAUGUGGACCGGUGCUCUGCAAGAAUGUGAACAUGCUUUGAAUGUUGGAGCAAAGGUAAAACGGAAGCGAAGCCCUUUCAGAGAAACGGCAAACCACAAACAAAGAUUGCUUCCCUCAUUACGGAUCAAGAGUGGACAUGUUGGUCAACUGCCAUUAAAAGCAAAGAGGCCAAGACCAGACAAUGACUUAAGUGCCAUUUCACCAACAAAAGAGUACAUUGUCAAGGUUAGUAAUCUACCCACAACGAUGACAAAGACGGAAAUAAAAGAAUUAUUUCGAUGCGCAUCUAUUCCACACAAAAAUGUACUACAUCUGCUUGACAAGGAAGGAAACAGAACCGACACAGCUUUUAUCAUUUUUAAAGACACUGAGGAUUAUGACUAUGCAAUGACUCUCACCGGUUGCCACGUGGGUUCUUCUGCUAUUGAGGUCUCGUCAGUCUCACGAUUGAUGAUGAAGGAAUUGAUGGCUAAAACCCACCCAAGGAAUCAGAACCAUUUUCUGAGGACAGACAAGAAAACAAAGCAGAAGAGCUUUGUUCCAGCAGAGGAACCACCAAGUGGGAACCUAGACCCAGCAGCUCAGACAUGCCUGUUUGUUCGAAACAUGCCAGCUGAUGUUCAUGAAAGUCAAAUAAAGGGUUUUUUCUGCAAAUACAAAAUUGCAGAGGAUGAUAUUUCCCUUCUACGUGACAGUGCAGGUACGAGUAUUGGUGAAGCUGUGGUCCAGUUUGGAUCAGCCAAGUCUGCUGCACUUGCUCAGAGGCUCCAUGGACUGAACUUUCUUGGGUCUGAAGUGCUCCUAACCCUCAUUAAUGUGAAGCAGAUGGAGGACAUCUUGGGACACACAUUGCCUGACAAAGUUGAAAAUUAAUCUUCAACUGCAGACCCAGAUAUCAAGAACUGAUGGAUCUUAAUUUUGCUACGUUGUCUUUCUACUCAAUUGCAUCAACCUGUUAUGUUUCCUACUUGUAAUCAAAUGUAUUCACUAUGCUCAAUAUUUGCUAAGCGUUUCUAUACAAUCCAUGUGAACAUCUUGUACAUUUUUAAAUAAAUGUAUUAGAACUGUC
Messenger RNA from Notolabrus celidotus (New Zealand spotty), 2082 nucleotides. RefSeq names its product RNA binding motif protein 12Ba (gene rbm12ba). Bases 165 to 1886 code for a protein of 573 amino acids. Gene Ontology annotation, biological process: regulation of RNA splicing. Lineage: Eukaryota; Metazoa; Chordata; Actinopteri; Labriformes; Labridae. Gene Ontology annotation, cellular component: ribonucleoprotein complex; nucleoplasm. The transcript has 2 exons. Gene Ontology annotation, molecular function: RNA binding. The record is from RefSeq and is a predicted model, not a curated record.